This is a messenger RNA of Salarias fasciatus (jewelled blenny), 2647 nucleotides long. RefSeq names its product procollagen-lysine, 2-oxoglutarate 5-dioxygenase 1a (gene plod1a). The coding region runs from base 141 to 2336 and encodes 731 amino acids. The transcript is spliced from 19 exons. The record is from RefSeq and is a predicted model, not a curated record. Gene Ontology annotation, molecular function: procollagen-lysine 5-dioxygenase activity; L-ascorbic acid binding; iron ion binding. Gene Ontology annotation, biological process: peptidyl-lysine hydroxylation. Gene Ontology annotation, cellular component: endoplasmic reticulum. Lineage: Eukaryota; Metazoa; Chordata; Actinopteri; Blenniiformes; Blenniidae.
CGGAGCAGGGUGUGUGUGGCGGUGUGUGUGUGUGUGUGUGUGUGUGUGCGGGAGCAGAGGCAGACAGGCAGCAGUGGACAGGAUCUCCUGCUAGAGGACCAUCGGGCUGCGGUGUGGAGCUGGACCGGGGCUUCCUGAACAUGGACCGGGGCUUCGUGCUGCUCUUCCUGAGUCUCCUGAGUGCGGAUCUCCCUCUGACCGCCUGCGAGCAGCAGCCAGCGGCCGCAGAAAACCUUCUUGUUGUGACAGUUGCAACCAAAGAGACUGAUGGCUUCAGGCGUUUCUUGAGGUCUGCCAAACACUUUAACUACAGCGUAAAGGUUCUGGGUCAAGGUCUGAAGUGGGAGGGGGGGGACUACAUGUCUGCUCCAGGAGGAGGACAGAAAGUGCGACUUCUUAAGGCUGCUCUGGACCAGAUGAAGGACGAGGAUCAGAUCAUCCUGUUCAUUGACAGCUACGAUGUGAUUUUUGCCUCGGAUCCUAGAGAGUUGCUCAAAAAGUUCAAGCAGGCCAAACACAAGGUGGUGUUCUCCUCGGAGAGCCUCAUCUGGCCCGACAGACACCUGGAGGACAAGCACCCCCACGUCAGGGAGGGCAACAGGUUCCUGGGCUCCGGGGGUUUCAUGGGCUUCCUCCCCAACAUCAAAGAAAUGAUCUCCAACUGGACCGGAGCAGACAGCGACAGCGACCAGCUGUUCUUCACCAGGAUCUACACCGAUCCAGCAAAAAGAAAAUCCAUCAAUAUCACCCUGGACAGCAAGUGCAGACUGUUCCAGAACCUCCAUGGUGCUCUCGAUGAGGUGGUGCUGAAGUUUGAGGAUGGUCGGGUGCGAGCCAGAAACGUGCUGUACGAUACUCUUCCUGUCAUCGUUCAUGGAAACGGUCCAACGAAGCUGCAGAUCAACUACCUGGGUAACUACAUCCCCAACAUCUGGACGUUUGAAGGUGGCUGCAGCGUGUGCGAUGAGAAUCUCCGUCCUCUCGAAGCUCUCCAGGAGAGCGAGCACCCCCUGGUGAUGGUCGGGGUCUUCAUUCAGCAGCCCACUCCCUUCGUCACAGUGUUUUUUGAACGUCUGCUUCAGCUCCAGUAUCCGAAGAACAGGCUCAAGCUCUUUAUCUACAAUCAGGAAGCUCAUCAUAAGCAUCAUGUCGACGCGUUCCUGCGGGAUCAUGGGAACCUUUAUGAGAACAUCAAGAACAUUGAACCUGAAGAGGAGAUGGACGCACCCUCCGCCCGCAACCUGCUUUUCGAGCUGUGCCGUAGGGAUGAGGGCUGUGACUACGUGUUCAGCCUGGACGUGGAGGUGGUGCUGAAGAAUGACAAGACGCUGAAGAUCCUCAUAGAACAGAACCUUCCGAUGAUCGCACCAAUGAUCACUCGAUCUGGUCGGCUCUGGAGCAACUUCUGGGGAGCGCUCAGCGCAGACGGCUACUACGCCCGGUCGGAGGACUACGUGGACAUUGUUCAGGAACGGAGAGUAGGUGUGUGGAACGUCCCCUACGUGUCCUCGGUCUUCCUGGUCGGCGGCAGCCUGCUGCGAUCUGACCUGAGUGACCCGGAGCUCUUCAGCUCAGACGUUCUGGACCCCGAUAUGGCGUUCUGCCACCACGUCCGCAGGAAGGGGGUCUUCAUGUUCGUCACCAACAUGCACACGUUUGGCCGCAUCCUGUCAACGGAGAACUACCAGACGACUCGCCUCCAUAAUGACCUGUGGCAGAUCUUCGAGAACCCCGUGGACUGGCAGGAGCGCUACAUCCACCAGAACUACACCCUCAUCAUGAAGGACAAGCUGAUUGAAAUGCCCUGUCCAGAUGUUUACUGGUUCCCACUUUUCACCAACGUGGCAUGUGACCACCUGGUUGAAGAAAUGGAGCAUCAUGGGAAGUGGUCAGGAGGCGGUAAUGUGGACAAAAGGAUCCAGGGCGGCUAUGAGAACGUCCCCACCAUCGACAUCCACAUGAAUCAGAUCAGCUUCGAUAAAGAGUGGCGGAAGUUACUGAUGGAGUAUGUCGCCCCCAUCACAGAGAAGAUGUACCCGGGUUACUACACCCAGUGCUCCUCUCCCUUGAACUUUGUGGUGAGGUACAAACCUGACGAGCAGCCGCUGCUCGUCCCUCACCACGACGCCUCCACAUUCACUAUUAACAUUGCUCUCAACAGCAAAGACGUGGACUACCAGGGGGGCGGAUGCCGGUUCCUCCGGUACAACUGCUCCGUCACGGCCCCCCGUAAAGGCUGGGCGCUCAUGCACCCGGGCCGCCUCACCCACUACCACGAAGGCCUGCCCACCACCGCGGGGGUCCGCUACAUCGCCGUGUCCUUCGUGGAUCCCUGAGCCGCGCUCCACCAGCACCAAACGCACGACUCCGUAGUCCUGGACCGGGUCUCCGCCGCCAGCCGGGUUCACCCUCUGUUACACUCACUGCUGUCCUGGAACCAAAGCAGCUGUCUGGACUGCAGUGACGCUCUGAAGCCCGCCGGUUAUUUAUUUUUGUUACGUAUUUGAUAAAAGACGCUCCCUGACUUGUUUCCCUGUAAGAUUUCAUAUUGGAAUCAGAGAUCAGUGUUUUCUACCAAACUCACACAAUAUUUCUUUGCUUUGUGUGUGCUCUGAACACAACAGAAAUAAACCUGUGUGUGAAUUUA